AUGGACCAGGACGUGAUUCAGAAACUCCAGGAAGAACUGGCCCGCGCAAAAGCGGAAACCGAACAACAGAGACAACGCGCCGACGAGGAGGCGGCCGCUCGACUGGCCGAAAAACGGCGCGCCGACGAGGAGGCGGCAAAGAACAACGACAGGGUGUAUUUCGAAUACCUACAAAACGUCGAGACGAAAAUCGCCCCGAUCCUCACCGUCGAGACGGACCGGAAGCAGGCGGCGGCAGGGCAGGCUGCAAAGGUCGGCGGCAAAGUGUAUCCGCGGGGGCUGCGGCGUUGGGUGGACUUCCCCCAGCAACACCGCCAGCAGUUUGACGACCUCGCGACUCUGUUCGGCGACCAACGCCUGUUUCCUUCCUACAACGACUCCGUGUCGGUCGCGAGGAAUCUCUCCCCGGUCAAGCGCAGAGACGAGCAAGACGUCCGGCCUUUUGUCCGGGCCUGCCUCGAGGUGCCGGCGAUGCGCGUCGUCAAUGCAUUCCUCCAGCGGACCACCGAUCCACGCUACGCCGGGCUCACGUUCCGCUUCGGCAACAACGCCUACGGCACGGCCGCGCGGCAGAUGAAGCUCGACAAUGCCAGCAGUGCCCUCAGCGGCGGCAGCAGCCGCGACGACAGCAGCCACGGCCGCUUGUCGUCCCGGAAGCGCAAGUUUGACAACGUCUCGUCGCUGGCCCCGGACCGGUGGGGGCUGCGCAUCCGCGCAGACGGGCCCGACAACGACGACGACGACGACGACAACGAAUUCUCUGAGAGCAUCCUUCCCGGCGAGUACAAGGCCGUGCACAAGGUGCGCGGCCACGACUUCCGCAACAUCUUGGGAAAUAGCGACGCGCCGCCGGCCGAGUCGCUCAUCGACGAUUGCGCGCAGCAGAGUGGUGGCGGCGACGGCGGAAGCGGCGGCGGCGGCGGCGGCGGCGUCGAUGUCGAUCCGCAGCAGCACCACGUCCCCGCCGCCGACGCGAAUCCGGCGUCGAAGAAGCGUCGGCAGGACGAGAUGACCAUCGCCCAGGUCCUGUGUCAGGCAUACCACUAUAUGAUCGUCUGUGGAACCGUCUACAGCUAUGUGACCUCGGGCGAAGGCACCGUGUUCCUGAUGGUCGCGCCCGAGAGCGCCGACACCCUCCUUUACCACUGCGUCGACCACGCGGCGUCGGCGGCGCCCAUCACCCAGCCAGAGAACGACCUGGUGCGUGUGCCCGCGGCCCAGAUGGCCACUCUUAUUCUGAAGGCACUGGUCGCCGGCUUGCAGCCGACGGCGACGACGACGGCUUUGCUCCAGGACCUCCCGCGGUGGCCAAAUCCACAAGCGAAGGUGCGUAGUAGCCUCGACGCCCCCGGUAGGCGACCAGGAAGAUCGCCGAGGGGGGGCGACGACGACGACGACAACGACGACGACGGCGACGACGACGAUAAUACUAUGCACGGUGACAAGGGUGACCCUGGCGGAAUGCUGCUACCGCUAGCGCCGUCGUCGAUCCGUGGUGGUGGUGGUGCUACGCAACCUCGUCGGCAUAGCGCCGACACAUCGUCCCGGCCCUUUGAUCCUCUUGAGCCUCCCCGGCGUGAAUACUGCACGCAGGCGUGCCUCCUUGGACUCUGCCGCGGCGGUCCGCUGGACCCGGCCUGUCCGAACACGCCGGAACACGCGCGCGGGGCGCAGCAGACCAUCGGGGCAGACGGCCAGCCAUGCCACGCCAUCUCGACGGCUGAUCUCUGUGCCAUGCUGCUCGACCAAUUGACGCGCAGUCUCAGUGCAGGCGUCGAGUGCCUGAUGAAGUACGGACUCUUCGGCACCAUCGGCACGCUCUUCAAAGUCACGCUCUGCACGUACGGGUACACGUUCGUGGCAAAGGGGGUGCAGGACGCCGACGAGCAAGCCCUGAAAGACGAAGCGGCCCUCUACGCCAACCCGGCCACGCUACCCCUCCGGGGCGUGUUGAUGCCGGUGUACCUCGGCUACAUGGAACUAGAGGAGUGGCCGUACAUUUUGCCGUCGGGCGCGUGCAUCUGGCACAUGAUGCUCCUGUCGUGGGCGGGCGUGUCGUUGGCCAAGCGGGUCCCCGACAGUGUGGCCGACGUGGAACAGGCCAUUGACGACAUGCAGUGCGAGCUGUACCGCCACGGCAUCUACUACUGCGACGUGCACGACGCGAACCUGGCCUGGAACAAGGAGCUAGGGCGGGUGAUGGCCCUGGACUUUGACCGGGCCUUUAUCAUGGACGAGGAGGACUACGCCGAGUCGCCACCACGAGCAACGGCGGCGGCCAGAAUACAGGCUGACGCGCAUGAGACAAACAGCCUCGCACUCAGCAAGUUGGCAGCCGUUGCACCGGAUUCUCGUAAAGCGGACAAGAGAAAGCGUGAGGACAUCGACCAGGACGGGGUGAACGAGAAGCGGACGCGGACGCGGACGCGGACGGGCGUGCUUUAA
Molecule: messenger RNA, 2445 nt
Organism: Sporothrix brasiliensis 5110
Lineage: Eukaryota; Fungi; Ascomycota; Sordariomycetes; Ophiostomatales; Ophiostomataceae
Exons: 1
Coding region: 1-2445 (814 amino acids)
Source: RefSeq, a predicted model, not a curated record